Messenger RNA from Bufo gargarizans (Asiatic toad), 3973 nucleotides. RefSeq lists its product as uncharacterized. The transcript is spliced from 5 exons. NCBI's taxonomy places the organism in Eukaryota, Metazoa, Chordata, Amphibia, Anura, Bufonidae. The record is from RefSeq and is a predicted model, not a curated record. Bases 382 to 1194 code for a protein of 270 amino acids.
GUCACAGACAGAGGCAGUGUGAGUGUGUGCAUGAGUGUGCGUGGAUGUGUGAGUGUGAGCCCGGAGCCACGGCUAUGGAGAGCUGCUCACCACUCCCGGGGACGCCUCAACUUACCGGCAACCUACAGUAAAGGGGGGAGAAGAGCUCCUCCAUAAAAAAACUAUAGCAAUCAAGAAACUUAAGCAACAAAAAAGUCACUUUUUUUUAGUUUUUUUUUUAUAUAGAUUUAAAAAAAAAAAAAUUUUUGCCUCUAAAUCCUAUGUGCCUAAAGAAAACAAAGAAGCAAAACAAAAAUAUUUCAACUUUUUCGUUACCGUGUGUGAUUGUGCGAGUGUGUUCAAUGACCCUUUAACCCCUUCCUCGCCCUUCGGAGUUGGACAAUGCUGAAGGUUUUAACCAAGAAGCUGAGGAACCAGAGUUUGAGCGAGAUCCAGCCCUAUCAACUCAAGAUUUCGUAUCCCCCGAGCGAUGAGGACGACACUGACGAUUCUGAAGGAGAAAAUCAGGAACUUGCACAGAUUGACAAAGAAAGAAGACGUAAUUGUAUCCUGACCCCAUUGGCCACCAACCAGUUGCAAAACCAAGGCAACCAGUGCUGCAAAGUGAGAUCCAUCUUCCAUCCCGGCCUGGACCGGCACAGCUCGGAAGAGGAACUUGAACGAAUCAGCAGGGAAUUUGCUGCGGAAAAACGCAAGUGGUCUCAGGUCAGCCGGCUGAGCUGCCAUAGCGACAACACGUCCUCCAGUGACGAGGAGGUUAAACACUUGAGCACCAUGUCCUUCAGGCCUGUUGAGCAGGCCGAUGCUUUGUGUGGAAGUUCGAGUCCUGUCCUGUUUAGUGCCUCCCCUCCUAAGAGACUACAGCCCCUAAGCCGGAACUCAGCCUCCCGGCCACUUAUUUUCACUAGUAUGGGGUCCACGUUUGACCAAGGAAUGCCAUGUAAAAGACACAGACAAGGUUACGGAGACAAGAGCAGCAGACCAAGCCUUGAUUUGGAAAAGAUGCAACAGAAAAUGCUGCUUAAGAAAACUUGUGGAUCCAAGACGAGAGUCAUUAAAAUUCGAAGUAUCAAUGGUGGCCGACAACCUCCACAUUUCGUCUACGACCCGGCAAUAUUUGCGUUCCGUUCCCUUAGCACCGUAAAGCCUAUCAGCCCAAUAGUUGCUGUUGAAGAACCGUCAUGUGCCUAUUAACAAGAACACUCCAGAAGACAAUAAUCUCAGGACACUCACUCGUAGACCAGCCUUCUGCAGCACAACCUGUUACUAAACAAAGCAAUAUAUACAGUAUAUAUUUUCAUAUUCAAGAGAUUCUGCUCCUAGUCUUGUACCAGCACAAUCAUUGCAUCAGUUACAGUAGGACUACAGUGGCUUUCGCGAAGAAGAAGGAGAAAAUGUUGGAUGUCUACAGCUAAGUGGUGGCACUUGGAAGAAGAAGCUUUAUAUCUUGAGUAGUGUAGGACCCAUGUAGUCGUAUUAUUCUUGGACUACCAUAUAAAGAGGGUGAAGACAUUGAUGACUGAGGACCAGAAGAGAGGUAGAGAAGGAAAAAAUGAGUUGCCGUCCAUCGUCUCAACAGUGUCGGUGCCUGUAUGUGUGUCAGCCUGGUGUAUGAAAGAUGAUGUGUUUUGUUCUGUAGGACUUUUCUUCAUGGUUGUUUUUGUUGCAGGACAUCUCUGUAGGCCAUGACCGAAGAUGGUUGACAUGAGCGUUAUGACUUGUCUGGCCUGGUUAUAUAAUAAAUAGACUAUAUGUCUUCUCUUUCCGGAUAAUGCAAUAUUGUCUAUGGAAUCAAAAACUCUUUGGCCAGAUCGUAACCUAAGGAAACAUUCUUCGAGAAUACCAGAGAAACCAUUUCCUAUUGUAAAAGCAGGCGAGAUAACUCAAGGUGAUUGACAGCCUAAGCUACACAGGAAAUUUUUAAUCACUUGGAAAUGCUACCAAAAUUUUUGCUCGUUGGUUGUUUGUUCCCAAAUAGUUACUUUUUGAUUAUUUUAUCCAAUUGACCUCAAUAGUGAAGAUCACAACAGUAAAGAGGAUUUCAGGAAUUUGAUAUUGAUGGGCCUCUGGAUAGGCCACCAAUAUCAGAUCAGUGGGGGUCUGACACCCCACACCCCCAACUAUUAGCGGAUCAAUACAGUACAUGGAAUUGAAAGCAGAAGGCUUUGCCCACUGUGUACUGGUCAUGCCAGGGUACUUCAGCUCAGCUCCCAUUCAAGCAAUUGGGAGCUGAGCUGCAGUACGUCAGCAGGGUCAGACUGUGGCUUCAUGGGACCACCAGAGGAAAUUCUUCUUGGGGCCUAACCCCCAUACCAUCUAUAAAGUCUCCUUCUGAUUUAGUUUUGAUUCAAAUAAAUUUAUCUGAGUGGUAAGUUAGUAUCUCCAAAUGUUUUUUUAUUCCUGUACCUUUGGAGCCCACUAUGAUAUCAGAGCCUGGGCCCACCGGAGGAUCCUCUGGCUGGCCAGUCCAAAACUGUAUAUUGGAACUGGAACCUACACAGUGGAUGGAGCCCUCUGUCUGCUCCAUAGUUUCCGGCACUAGUGGCUCCCCAAAACAGCUUAUCAUGAGGGUUUCAUGAGUCGACCCCCAUGGAUCUGAUGAUGUCUGAGGGCAGGUCAUCAAUAUCUAAGUCCUUGAAAACUCUUUUAACCCCUGUGCAGAAUUCCAUAGAAGCCAUUCCUGCCACUGCCUCUUUUUUUAAUUGUUUUAUUUUUUUGCAUUUUUCUGAUGUGGCAGCACCAUAAAGUCUGAAUGUGAUUAAAAAAUAAAUAAAAUCUCCUGGUAGCUCGGGCCAGUCUCUGGGAAUUUGCAGGACGAUGCAUUAGUGCUAUUACCUGACAUAAGAUUGGUUAAGAAGAAGAGUCCUCCAGCUGUACUCAGAGGUGCAGUAACCAGUAUACCGCCUGAUAUCCGUCCAUCCUUGUGGAUUAUUCUGGCUUAUUCAGCAAUUUUCUCUAUAUCCAGUCCCCAGGUCUCUCAAGUGAGGAAUGUCCUCUACACCUACAUUGCGUUGAUUACAUUACGUCUUAUGCUCUAGCUACAUCCAAAGCUGCAUCUCCUUAAAUUGCAUUGUGGGUGAUGGAUUAUUGGACUGUGGCACCUGGUGUGUACACAGUGCAUCUUCCACAAGGCAGCAUCAAUGAACCUGCAAGGGGAAACAUUAAAAUCUGAAAUUCUGCAGAACGCAGCAGAAUUCUGAAUGCAGCUCUGGCUGUGAAAGGAGCAUAAGCCAUUAUAUAAAAGCAUUACAAGAUAUGUGAGGAUUUUUUUUUUUUGUAAGAUAACCCCUGAAUGUGCUUUAUGUUUGCUUCUGAUCGACUUGUCUGUUCCGAGCUACAAAGUGCAUUGGUCGUUGAGGAUACGGUUGGGGGCUUGUAGUCCUCAGGCUUCACUCACCAUAGCCCUGCCGGAUCAGCCCCAUAAAUGGGUCAUUUGCUUGGCUGAAAAUGCAUGUUGUUUCAAUAAGGGGCUUUAUGGCAGCGCUGAUGCCGCUUAUCUCAGAGGAAGCAAUAGGUUCAGUCAGGUCGAAAUUCAAUCCAAAAUAUGUCCAGUCCUCGCAUCCCAGGUGAUGGGACCAUCAGGAAGUCUACAAAGGUACCGGUACCUUGGUAUAAAUCCAUGAGAAUACGAGGACGACCCAAUUUGCCAAAUGUUCACGUCCCUGAAGCUGCAGGAUUUCUCCUUCUUCCCCCUCGGUGGUGUCUUCCUGCAGGAAACGGAAUUGCUGAAUAAACCGUAAGAUUUCCCGGUGAUAUCUGGUGGGCGGUUGCGUAAUCUUCUCCGUGGUCGGUGGACGAUUGGUGACACACACUUUCAUAAUCGUGAAAUUAUUUUUGUACACAUAUUUUUGUAAGACAGGUGUGUCGGUGUUUGUACUUAUAAGAGCUUUUCUAGCGUUACAUCAGCUACUAAAACCAUAGGUAACCACUUCUUCUGUCCGAAAGGCUUCAAUAAAAUGCAACGACAACUCCU